CUUCCGAGAUCAAAGGUGACAGCUUCCGGCAACUGAUGCCUCCGCUGGCCACUCCUCUCUCCGUCCACCUGUCACUUCGGGUAGCUGGGAGGCCAGUUAAAAAAAUGGAACCUUUUUCCUGUGACACUUUCGUGGCAUUACCUCCAGCAACAGUCGAUAACAGGAUUAUUUUUGGAAAAAAUUCAGAUAGACUCUGUGAUGAAGUACAAGAGGUGGUUUAUUUUCCUCCUGCAGUUCAUGAUAACCUGGGAGAACGUCUUAAGUGUACAUAUAUAGAAAUUGAUCAAGUUUCUGAAACAUAUGCUGUUGUCCUGAGUCGCCCAGCGUGGUUGUGGGGGGCAGAAAUGGGAGCCAAUGAGCAUGGAGUUUGCAUUGGGAAUGAAGCUGUAUGGGGAAGAGAAGAAGUUUGUGAUGAAGAAGCACUAUUAGGAAUGGACCUUGUCAGACUUGGCCUUGAAAGAGCUGAUACAGCUGAAAAAGCCCUCAAUGUCAUUGUUGACUUACUAGAAAAAUAUGGCCAGGGUGGAAAUUGCACAGAGGGUAGGAUGAUAUUUAGCUAUCACAACAGUUUCCUGAUAGCUGAUAGGAAUGAAGCCUGGAUUCUGGAGACUGCAGGGAAGUACUGGGCAGCAGAAAAAGUACAAGAGGGAGUUCGUAAUAUUUCUAAUCAACUUUCCAUAACAACCAAGAUUGACCGGGAACACCCAGACAUGAGAAACUAUGCUAAGCGGAAAGGUUGGUGGGAUGGUAAAAAGGAGUUUGAUUUUGCUGCAGCAUAUUCCUAUCUUGACACAGCCAAGAUGAUGACUUCAUCAGGCAGAUACUGUGAGGGCUACAAGCUUCUAAAUAAGCACAAAGGAAAUAUAACUUUUGAAACAAUGAUGGAAAUUCUUCGAGAUAAACCGAGUGGCAUUAAUAUGGAGGGAGAAUUCCUGACCACUGCAAGCAUGGUUUCUAUUUUACCUCAAGACUCCAGCCUUCCUUGCAUUCACUUCUUUACAGGGACUCCUGAUCCCGAGAGAUCUGUUUUUAAGCCUUUCAUAUUUAUGCCACAUAUUUCACAACUAUUGGAUACCAGUUCACCAACAUUUGAACUUGAAGAUCUAGUUAAAAAGAAAUCACAUUUUAAGCCUGACAGAAGACACCCACUCUACCAAAAACAUGAACAGGCAUUGGAAGUAGUAAAUAAUAAUGAGGAAAAAGCCAAAAUAAUGUUGGACAACAUGAGGAAACUGGAGAAAGGACUAUUCAGAGAGAUGGAAUCAAUCCUUCAAAACAAGCAUCUUGAUGUGGAGAAAAUUGUUAAUCUCUUUCCUCAGUGUACAAAAGAUGAAAUUCAAAUUUAUCAGUCAAAUUUAUCAGUCAAAGUUAGUUCUUAGUGAUCAUAUGGUCAGCUAGUAUUAGUUCUUAGUGAUCAGUGGUCAGUAAUCUUCAAAGUCAGAAUCUAUCACCUUGGUAAAUUAUAUAAACCUAAUUUGAGCAGGUCUGAUUAUUCUUGGAUAGUAUUCAAGUGGUAUCUUGACUAUUAAACUACAUAUAGUGUUGCUGAAAUAGAAAACAGCAUUGGAAUUGGAUUCAUGUAUCGUGGGAUAUAGGUGUUAUUUCAGUUGAUGUACUUGCAUUAUUUUCUUUAGCCAUAGUAACUUUUUGUCACAAUAACUAAGUAUUCAAUUAUAUAUAAAGAAUGAAACAUUAAAAUGAUGCAUGGAUUUAUAUUUAUUAUAAUUAUGUAGUACCCUCAAAUCAUUUUGUCAGUUACAUCAAGAAAGCAGAUUUUUCUUUAGUCAUGAAAAAUAUCUCAAAUGGUAAGUUGUUUGUGCUUUAGGCAAAUAUUAACCAGCUCUAACAAGAAAAAUGUCUAGAUUUACACAUUGUCAAUACAGUAUAUUAGUUCUGCAAAUGCACUUUUGUUAAACUCAAACAUGCUCUUUGUCAAGACUUGGCUAAACAGUGAGCUUGUAGCUCUGAUUAUCUAGCAUUUUUAGGGUCAUUCUCCUUAAUAAGCUUUUACAUUAAUAAGAUAUAUUUUUAGAAGAGCUUGUUUGGGAGAUUAGAGAAUAAGAUAAAGGAACCAAAACCUUAGGAUAUACUGUUUCUGGGUCUGAAAUCUCUCUCAUUGUUUACUUCUGUUCACUCAGUGAAAACAGAAACAAGAAUAAGGUAGUGGCAAUGAAAUAGAAUUGUUAGUAUAUUAUGAACAUUAUAACAUUUUGAACACUAUAAUGCAUUAUAUAUUAUGAACUUUAUACAUGAGAAAUAUCUUCCUAAAGUUUAUAAAACAUUGUUUAGGUUACAUAAAGAUUACCAAGUAAGACUCAAAAUUGCAAAUAUAAACAAAAGAAAAAUCCAACUGAAAAUAUCACUAAGUAUUUCUGAGUUUCUAGAAUGUCCAUUUUGGUAUUUGGUUACAUUAUCAUAUUUACUAGUCACUAUCAGCACAAUUAAGUUAAUAAAGAAGUGGGUCAUUAUAUUCAAAGAGUGCUCAGGAAGUUAUGUGUUCAAAGUUCUCUCAUAAAUACCAUGGUCUGCCUGAUACUGCUCUUGUCUAAUAUAGGGUUGACAUUACAAAAGAAAAGAUGUCUGACUCAAGAACUCAGUUGAUUCUGUUUGCCUUAAGUUUGGUUCAGUGAUAGGCUGUCUUCUAACCCCUAUACUCCUCUUCUCUCCUUUAAUAGAUGAGGAAACUAAGGGCAAACAGUUCGUUACACUUACGGGAAUCUUAUUUCCCUCUCUAGGGGCAGCAUAUUUUCACCUUCUCCUUUGCUGCCAUCUUGGCCUAAACUAGCACCAUCUUUUAGCUAGACCAUUGCAUUAACUGUUCUCCUACACCCAUUUUUGUUCUUUAUUUCCACCCACAUGAGUCACUGCAGCCAAUCUAUCACAAAUUUAAAUCUGAUUAUGAAUUCCCCUCCUAAAACUCUUUUUUAAAAGAGACUUUAUUUUUUGGAGCAGUUUUAGGUUCACAGCAAAAUUGAACAGAAAGUAGAGUUUCAAUAUAGCCCCUAUCAGCACACAUGCAUAGCCUCCCCCACUAUCAACAUCCCAGCACCAGAAUGGUACAUUUGUUACAAUCAAUGGCCCUACAUUGACACAUUAUCACCCAAAGUCCAUGGUUCAAGUUAGAGAUCACUCUUGAUGUAGUACGUCCUAUGGGCUUUGAUAAUUAUAAAAUGACAUGUAUCCACCAUUAUAGUAUUAUACAGAGUAGUUUCACUGCCCUAAAAAUCUUCUGUGUUCUGCCUAUUUAUCCUACCCUCCCUCCAACCCCUGGCAACCACUGAUCUUUUUACUGUCUCCAUAGUUUUGCCUUUUCCAUGUGUCAUAUCAUUGGAAUCAUACAGUAUGUGACCUCUUAAGAUUGUCUUCUUUAACUUACUUAGUAAUAUCCAUUUAAGGUUCCUGCAUGUCUUUUCAUGACUUGAUAGCUCAUUUCUUUUAGUGCUAAAUAAUAUUCCAUUGUCUGAAUAUACUACUACUGAAGGACAUCUUGGUUGCUUCCAAGUUUUGAAAAUUAUGAAUAAACCUGCUGUAGACAUCCAUGUGGACAUGUUUUCAACUAAUUUUUUGUAAAUACUAAGGAGCACAAUUGCUGGAUCAUGUGGUAAGAGUAUGUUUAGUUUCCCAAGAAACUGCCAAACUGUCUUCUACAGUGGCUACCAUUUUGCAUCCCUAUCAGCAAUGAAUAAGAGCUUCUGUUGCCCUAUAUUCUUGUCAGCAUUUAUUGUUGUCAGCAUUUUGGAUUUUGGCCAUUCUAAUAGGUGUGUAAUGGUAUCUUGUUUUAAUUUACAAUUCCCUGAUGAUAUGUGGCAUUGGACAUUUUCACAUGCUUUUAUCUGUUUAUCUUCUUUGGUGAGUUGUCUGUUCAGAUCUUUUGCCCAUUGUUUACUUAGGUUGUUAAUUUUCUUAUUUUUGAGUCUAAAACUUUUUUUUUUUUUUUUUUUGAGACAAAAUCUCAUUCUUGUACCCCAGGCUGGAGUGCAAUGUCGCAUUUUCAGCUCACUGCAACCUCCGCCUCCUGGGUUCAAGCGAUUCUCCUGCCUCAGCCACCCGAGUAGCUGGGAUUAGAGGCGCCUGCCACCACGCCUGGCUAAUUUUUGUAUUUUUUAGUAGACCAGGUUGGCCAGGCUGAUCUAGAACUCCUGACCCCAGGUGAUCCACCUGCCUUGCCCUCCCAAUGUGCUGGGAUUAUAGGCGUGAGCCACUGUGCCUGGCUUAAACCUCUUUAACUACCAAAGGGAUCCCACUGAUCUGCCUCAUUUAUAUCUUAUUACACCUUCAACCAUUGUUUUUUAGGUUUCUACUAUGCUGCUCUUUCAUGUCCUUGAAUGUGCCUUUCUCAUGGCCGUAUUUGUCUGCUUGCACUAUUCAUUCCAUGUGCUCCCUUUUAUAUAAGUAAUACUUGACAUCCUUUAGAGUUUUGCUAAAACAUGACUUCCUCAGGGGAGUUUUCCUCACACCAGAAGGUCUCUCUUACAUACUCUUGGAGGCACAGGUGAUCCUGGUCACAGGUCAAUCAUGUUUAACAUCUGUUUUUCACAGAAUAGAAGCUCCAUGAGGAUAGGAAUCAUAUUUAUUCCCACUGUUGUGUGCUCAGUGUUCAGAUUGUGUCUGGCACAUGCUAGAUGCUCGAUACAUAUUUGUUAAAUGAACAUUCAAGUACUGAUGGGAAGAAUUUACACAGCCCUAUUCUCUGUCUGUAGAAAUGUAAAGUUGAAGAAACUAGCUAGACAAUCUAUCUGCACAACUUGGUAUCCUUUGAUAAGUCUCAGGUCAACCUGUCACCUCUUAGAUACUGGUAUUAUUUACCAUUACUUAAUAAGCCAAGGGAAUAAUAUAAGUAUUCUAGACAAGGCUAUUUUGUUUGAUCUUUGAUGAAAACAUCAGUUUAUAUAUGUUAAUCAUGAAUCAAAAGUUUUGCUUUAGAAAUAACUAUGUAGCCUAGAAUUUUGGAGAGUUAGUUUCUUCUUGUAAAAUUUGCCCAAAACAGGUCUACAGAGCUAAUGUUUUCUUUUUCAUUAAUUAAUUCAACCUUUUAUCAUACCAAUUGCAGAAAUUUAUAAUCUCAUCUUUUCUUGAAGAAUGGUGAUAACAUUUAUGAUCCUGAACUUUUUUCCAGCCAUCACUCAUGACAGGACUAUCUAUGUCCAGUGGCCUAAAGUAGUUUAAUAUUUUACAUGAUGAGAUAUGAAGGGGCAAACACUAAGAGCUGCAUUCUGCUGCAUAACAAACAUAUAAAACACUAGUUUCACAUUUUUCUUGCUUUAGAAAUUUACUGACCAUUAAUUGUUGUUCUCAAAAUGCCAAAUACACUUUGUCUUAGUCUAAAAAUAUUGAAAGCUAAGCACAAGCUAGGCAUGGAGUUACUUAUAGAGAGUUAAGAAAACAAUUGACUAUGCUGAAGAAAAAGAAAUAGGUUUUAAUCAAAAUUUUAUCUUUUUUCUAGCUGUCACUCUACAUAUUGGAAAUGAUGACAUGUAUGAAAAGGACUCAAUGUCAUAUUGACUCAUUCAUAAAAGUGUUUAUAGAAUGCGUAAUUGGGAAACCCUGUUUGCAGAGCCCAGAGUCAUGAAGAACAGAACUCAGGAAACCCAUUUAAGAAAACAUUGAGAACGUAUAGAAAAGACCUCUAUGAUGGCUUCUGCAUGAUUCAGAUUACUUAAAGAAAAGAUGUCAGUAAUGCAAGUUAAAAUAGGUAUUUUAUUGAGAAACUUGCUUUGUCAGUGAGAAAGUAACAGUUACAAAUAUUUUCAUUUAAUAAAACUAGCAUAUUUUUAAUUCUAAAAA
Molecule: messenger RNA, 5784 nt
Organism: Pongo pygmaeus (Bornean orangutan)
Lineage: Eukaryota; Metazoa; Chordata; Mammalia; Primates; Hominidae
Gene: SCRN3
Product: secernin 3
Exons: 8
Coding region: 36-1379 (447 amino acids)
Biological process (GO): proteolysis
Molecular function (GO): cysteine-type exopeptidase activity; dipeptidase activity
Source: RefSeq, a predicted model, not a curated record